Messenger RNA from Synchiropus splendidus (mandarinfish), 2570 nucleotides. It is a transcript of the gene cd44b, whose product is annotated as CD44 molecule (Indian blood group) b. Gene Ontology annotation, cellular component: macrophage migration inhibitory factor receptor complex; plasma membrane; basolateral plasma membrane. The coding region runs from base 228 to 1358 and encodes 376 amino acids. The record is from RefSeq and is a predicted model, not a curated record. Lineage: Eukaryota; Metazoa; Chordata; Actinopteri; Syngnathiformes; Callionymidae. The transcript is spliced from 8 exons. Gene Ontology annotation, biological process: cell adhesion; positive regulation of ERK1 and ERK2 cascade; inflammatory response. Gene Ontology annotation, molecular function: hyaluronic acid binding; cytokine receptor activity.
UUUUAAGGAAGAGAAUACCAAAGUUGAGCAAAGUCUGCUCCACCUCCCACAGCUGCCACAGCUACCCCAUCCACAGUAGCAGGUUUCAUUUUUUUUUUCUCCUCCGCUCUCUCUCGCAGUCACUCUCUCACACACAUUCACACCUCCCUCACUUCAGGCAGAGGACAGAAGACAGGACCAAGAGCUGACACACACCUUUCCCAAUAUUUACUCACCUAGCCUUCAUCAUGUCGCCCAACAUGUGGAUUCUCCUCUUGGGGUUCUCCUUUGGAUAUCUGGCCUCCUGCAGGUCGGAGCAACUUAAAGUGAAUUCCCGCAGCUGCAGCUUUGCCGGCGUAUUCUUGGCGGAGGGAAGAAGCCGUCACACUCUCACCCAAGCGAUGGCCCAAGCGUUAUGUGAGCAGCUCGGCACCACGCUUGCUACUGAGGCACAAGUCUACGCGGCCCAUAAUAAGAGCAUGGAGACCUGCAGGAACGGCUGGAUCAGCAACGGGAGCAUCGCCAUCCUCAGACAAAUAGAGCACGAGAACUGUGCGAUGAACAAGACGGGGGUCAUAAUUCAUCAACGGCAUAAUCCAGAUGAACUGUGUGAUGCCCUGUGUUACGAUGACGCAGCUGGACCAGAGAAGAACUGCACGCAGGUUAUCCUCGCUCAAGACGACAGUGCAGAUUUAGAGCUCUAUCAGAACAACCAAACAGAUGCCACUGAAGACCCCACUCUCAUCCCCGGAGAGGACUCGGCCACCCCUUCAGUCACCCCCUCCGAUUCUGACCCAACUAGCAAGAAGCCAGAGGGUGUGUUCACUGGAAACCCUGCCAAUGCGACUUUGAUGCCGGAUGUCUUCGAUCAGCCUGCUGGAUCUGGGAUGCAGCCUGCAGGCUCUGAGGAGGACACCCACGACCUCACGACCCUCACCACGAAGAUCCAUCCGACGCAGUCGGCGUCAGACAAGACAGCGGUGGAUGACAAUGUGAUGCUUGACACAAAUGAAAAUGCAGCACUCAUUCCCAAUGGCCGUAAGACUGUUGAGCCAAAACCUGAGGAGCGCGAGAGCAGUCAGUCAUCGAACUGGCUGGUCAUCUUUCUGACUAUCAUUGGAGUCGCGGCAGUUCUGCUGGUCUGUGUCGCUGUCGCCAAAAGAAAAAGCUGGUUUGGAAGGAAGCAAACGCUCAUGAUCACCAAGGAAGGCGGCGAGGGGAACGGAGCGGCCGCUUUGGCGUCUAGCUCCAACGCUCAGGAGAGGGAGCAGGAGAUGGUCACCCUGAUGAACAAGGAGAAAAUCCAGGAGAACGGCAACACGGAGGAGUUCACCGUGAUCACGCUAGAGGAGUCGCCGGACAAAGAGCCGGUGGCGUGAGAGCGAAUAAGUCAAGCUGAGGAUGGGAGGCGGGGUGGCACCUUCAGAUAUUGUUGGUCAACACUGGAUGUAUAUUUAGAGAACGUUUUUAACACGCACGUAUUCGGGCUAUUGAAGAUCAGUACAUUUCGGGGGCAUUCCAGCGACAACAACGGAAGAAUGUAAGGCGGAUUUAUGAUAAGCAAAACAACUUUUCAUUUCUAUACCAAAUGGUUUCCUUGUUAAAACAUCGGAUCUUCACUCGCCCCAAUAUGCUGUUGCGUGCCUUUGACUGUAGGAGCAUCUCGGAUGGUCUUGAGAGGGGACCGGGGAGGGGGCUGGUAUAUGCAUGCGUACAUUGGCGGGUGUGAAUAUUUUGUGUGCCAGUUGCAUUGUGUUGUGUACAUUGUUGAGGAAAGAUGGGUCUAAUUUAAUCAGAAAACAAAGACGCCGACAAGGCUGAUAAUCAUUCUGUGAAAAUGAAAUAGACUGAAUAGUUGUGGGCCUUUUUUUUUUUUUUCUUUGCUUUGUUUUCAAAUUUCUAAAGUGUCAUGUGCUUUUAUUUUGGCAACAUGUCAGCCGUUACCUGUGGACUGCAGCUUUUGUUUGGCGAGAAAACUGGGAAUUAAUUUAUGUAGCUUCAGCUCCCGUUUUUCUUGGCGUGUGUGUAUGUAUAUAUAUAUAUAUAUAUUAAAUCAUGUUUUGCAGAUGCCUUAGCAAUAGCUGCCAGUGAUUGUUUUUUUGAUAGCUUUGAAACCCCUUUUUUAAGAAAGGACUGUGCCAAUUUUUGGGGUGGGGGAGGUGUUCAUAAUGAUGUCCCUGACGUUAUCCUGAGGAUAAGUAGGCUGAGAAUUAUAAUAUUAACUUGCUAUAUACACAGUGUGUACAGAAUUUGGAGAUUUAAAAGUAAAUAAUUGAAAAGGAUCUAUUGUAGAUUUCAAAAACCGGACUGGUGAAAUCAAAAUAUUCCUCCUAAAUAUUCAACCACAUGCUGCAGUUUUCUACUUUCUAAACCAUCAUUUCCACAUUCCUUGUGCAACAGUGCUUUUCCUUUUUUUCAGGUAAACUUUGAAUAGUCCAAAUACAUUUCUUACUGUUUUUCCAGUUUCCGCUUUUGCUCUUUAUAUGAUUCAUAGACAAGAUAAGUAGCGAAACUUCUCGUGUAGUUUUAUUAGAAAUUUACAACCGUUGAACAAGUUUGUAAAGCUCCCUGUUGAAUUUAAUAAAUGUAUA